Molecule: messenger RNA, 2431 nt
Organism: Austrofundulus limnaeus
Lineage: Eukaryota; Metazoa; Chordata; Actinopteri; Cyprinodontiformes; Rivulidae
Gene: sumo1
Product: small ubiquitin like modifier 1
Molecular function (GO): protein binding
Source: RefSeq, a predicted model, not a curated record
UGCCGAAUCCUCGUAAAAAAAACAGGUCUCAGCUGCAGCGGUUGCUAGCGCUACAUCUUUUGUUAGGAAAUUUCAUAGACGUCAGAAGAAAUAAAUAUGUCAGACACGGGUGUUCCUGCAAGCACGCUAAGGUUUCUGUUCGAGGGACAGAGAAUUGCAGACAACCAAACUCCAAAAGAGCUGGGGAUGGAGGACGAAGAUGUCAUCGAGGUGUAUCAAGAACAGACUGGUGGAUUUUGGAACGAUUAAACCUGCAUUUUUCAAUCUUUUUUUAUAUUAUUUUAUUUUGUUUUGUAUGAAUGUGUUUUUGUUCAGUUUCAAACCAUCUGGAUCAAUAUGAACUCAAACUGGGCUUCCACAUGUGAGAACAGGGAGGUGGAUGGACAGCAGGUCUCUAGUUCUGCAGAUGCAACGAGGCUCGUGUUGUCAAACAGCGAUCAGUCUUAUUCUCAAAUCCACACGGACAAUCCUCUGCUUCUUAACUGUUUCAUGUUUUUUUUAUUGUACUUGUUUUUUUUUUUUUGUUAAAAAGGUGGAAAUUUUGUCUUGUAAAAAUGUUGCCCAAAGUUCAAAACAUUUUAAACGUACACAUUUUUCUUUCCAGUUGUGUAAAAAAUUAAAAUGUUUGUCCACAUAAAAACAGAAUAGUUUUACUCUCCGAAAGCCCAACAGUUUUACUCAGUUUAAAAUGUUUCAUGUGUAAACAUCAUUCUUUUAGAUGUGUAGCUAUCACUCCUGCUUUGGAAACUUUUCUAAUAACCAGUCAAAAGUAAGCAGUCGAGUCAAGAGUCGAGUGUGGUCAAAUUGAAAAUGUUACUGAAAACUGAAUUUCUCAUAUUACCAGUGGACUUGUAAGGCCUUGGUUCUUGUUUCUGAAAGAUGUAAAUGUUUUGACUGGUGAGCAGGAAAGCAGAGAAACCAAGCUGUCAGCUCAGCAGGGUUAGUUAUGAUUUGGAAUAACUUGCAACCUGUAAAAAACUGCAUUUUUAAAAAUUGUUCUAUUGAAAAUCUAUUUUAAAAUUGAUUCUGCUUAUUCAUCUUCUCCACUGCCAAGCUAAAUGUACUGCUGCUACUUUUAGCAGGUCUCAUGACAUGAAGUUUUGGACACAUAAUGUGGUGUGUGUUCGUUUGACCAGCUGAGAUCAGAACACUUUCAAAUGUGGGCUGGCAGGACUUUGUGUUGGGAUUCAAGGCUUUUAAGAUGUUCUGCUGUCUGACACGGAGUGAUCGUUUUCAAACAAACUCCCCCUUGGCGUCCCUCUGUUCAGCUCUGCCACCCUGCAGGAGCAGCUGGUAACUGUGGCAACAGUUGAAAUCACAAGAAAAUACUUUGUUUUAAUUGGCUGUUUUCACUGAUUUCUUUGAUUGAUGGUAUUCUUGUUAUGAAACAAGCAGUUUUUAUUAGAACCAGAAUGUGUGUUUCAAGUUUUAACAUCAACAAUGUUGAUGAGCAUUUAUUUUCAUUAAAGUUACCAGGCUCUGCUUCAAGUUUCAUUUGAUGCAAUCCAUCAUUUUGUUCAAAUUUGUUUUUGUCCAGGACAUUUAAAAACUGGUUUUGUGUAACUCAUGACAAUGUUGUGUUAGUAGAGCAGAGGACAAAGUUUUACAUCAAACCUGUCACACACACGCACGUCUUGGUUUAUAUUUUUAUUUAAGGCAGUUAAGCAGUUCACUUUGUGCUCACAGUGAAAAGUAGUGUGCCAUUGUUACAGUAGUUAUGAAUCAUUUACAGCCCAUCUGUGCUCGUGUUACGGAUCUGCACCCAUGUGAAAUCAUAAAAUAACAAUACAGUCACAGUUGAAAGUUCAGUCAUUUUAGUUUUUUAACUGUACUUUUUUGGUAUAUGUUGUGCUCAGUAUCAGUAUGCUUGAACAAUGUAAAAACUUCAUUCUGUAAUGUUAAAAUAUAUACAUAACACUUUUCGUACUGACAAAAGAUAUUUUAAAACUGAUAAUUUUGUUCUUCAAGCAGUUUGUUAAAAGCUCCUUGAACAGAAUAUUUCUUAUUUUAGGGAUUCUUUUAAAGCUUUUUUCCCCCACAGUUGGAAUGAAACUUGUGUUCUUGUAUGUUCUAAAGUCCCCAACAUUAAGUCCAGCCCACACAAUUUGAUAAGAACUUAAAACAUUUGUCUGUUUCAAAUCGGAUGAAAUUAAGCUUGGUAUAACAUAGAUGUAAAUGUUUCUACUGCCAAAAAAAUAAAACAUAGUUUCAUUCCCACUGAUGCAUGCUAUGAAACAAUAUCAAAACCUGUGCUUUUAAAUAUUGUCUUGUUGGAUUCCACCCCCAAACUCAAUUAUCUGUUAAAGUAUUUAUAAGAGAUCAGUUCAGGUGAGCUCCGAGGAUGGUGGGGGGACUUAAUCACCAGAGGAACUUUGAUGCAGAUGGUUUGAAUUAUUAUUUUUUAUUUGAAUAAAAAUUUAAAGGGAAAAAA